AUGGCUAAACAGGAGCCUCGCAUGCACCAGAGUGCCCGUCACGGUACUUCGCGUAGUCUCGGCCGUGGCUCUAUUGUUGUGGUUAGUUCUGUGAAUGGAACCAUGGUUGCGCCCGGGAUGUUGUCAUAUACAGCGUCCAAGCAUGCUGUAGCAGGCAUAGCCAAAACAGCAGCUAUUGACAACAUCAAGAACCAUAUCCGAGUUAAUGUCGUUGCCCCCUUUUACACCGAAACCCCAAUGUUCGAAGCUAGCUUGAAGCGAGUCCCUGAACUGGGCGCUGCUAUCAAAGCAAUCACCCCAUUGAAAAGAGCUGCAGCCCCCGAAGAAGUUGCAGAUCCGAUUGUGUUCCUGUGCAGUCCAGCAGCAAGUUACACGAAUGGAGCCACGCUUAUCAUCGACAGCGGAACAACGCUCACCAUUCCCCGGACCAGUCUGUGA
Messenger RNA from Aspergillus oryzae RIB40, 438 nucleotides. Its product is annotated as SDR family NAD(P)-dependent oxidoreductase. The transcript is spliced from 2 exons. Bases 1 to 438 code for a protein of 145 amino acids. Gene Ontology annotation, molecular function: oxidoreductase activity. Lineage: Eukaryota; Fungi; Ascomycota; Eurotiomycetes; Eurotiales; Aspergillaceae. The record is from RefSeq and is a predicted model, not a curated record.